Molecule: messenger RNA, 676 nt
Organism: Punctularia strigosozonata HHB-11173 SS5
Lineage: Eukaryota; Fungi; Basidiomycota; Agaricomycetes; Corticiales; Punctulariaceae
Exons: 2
Coding region: 10-525 (171 amino acids)
Source: RefSeq, a predicted model, not a curated record
AACGCUGCGAUGGAGCUAUCUCCCGAGCUUUCGUAUCCGUCGCUUGAUUACUCGGAGUUCGAUUCUAUGUCCACCAGCGAAACCCCGAAAGUUGUCUUCUCCCAUGACCCGGCACAUGCGCUGCGGGACGCUCAUUUGCUCAUCCCGGGCAUUGCAAAUCUCUCUCAGUUUGAGGCGGAUGUGAGCGUGGAAAUGAGGGACGACGGUUGGGUCGUCGGUCCGAAAGACAGAUUGCUGCUAUGGGUUCCUCCGGAGCAUCGUCAGAAGCUGUGGCUACCACCUCAACGGCUUCUGAUACCAGCAUCCUGGCCGUGCACUACGCUGGAUUUGAGCGACUUUUCUCACGGGACCCGUUGGACGGAAUGUUACGACCCUACGGCGGUCGAACCAACACGCAAGAGCACCACCGACACCUCAUCGUCCCGUCAAGCCUGGCUAUCGACUUCUCCCGCCAUAGUCCGGUACAGCUUCCUGGUGUGUAUGGUCGCAAUCUUCGCCAUGUUCGUUCGCGUUUUGCUCGGGUGAUUGGAACGGCCCUUUGGACUCGUCGGUUACAUGUUCAUGGAUGGUGAAGCUUCGAUUGAGAUGCUAUUUUGAUUUUUUGGCUAUAGUUGUCGUCUUCUGUAUUGGAACAGAGGUAACGAUACAAGUGUUUCAGCGCGGCGUUGUAUACAUG